Messenger RNA from Phytophthora infestans T30-4, 625 nucleotides. RefSeq names its product pre-mRNA-splicing factor 38A, putative. Bases 26 to 625 code for a protein of 199 amino acids. Lineage: Eukaryota; Oomycota; Peronosporomycetes; Peronosporales; Peronosporaceae. The record is from RefSeq and is a predicted model, not a curated record. Gene Ontology annotation, cellular component: precatalytic spliceosome. The transcript has a single exon.
GUCCACAUACCUGCCUUGGACGACCAUGAACGCGACGGACCCUGGCGCGCAGAGCGUGCACGGCGUGAACCCACAGACGCUAGUGGAGAAGAUCAUGCGCAACCGCAUCUACGCCAGCAUAUACUGGAAGGAGCAGUGCUUUGGGCUCACCGCAGAGACGUUGGUAGACAAAGCUGUCGAGCUCCAAGAGUUUGGAGGCACGUUUGGAGGCAACCAGCAGCCCACGCACUUGCUGUGCCUUCUGCUUAAAAUGCUGCAGCUGCAGCCUGAACUGGAAGUCGUGAAGCAAUUCAUCGAGAACGAGGACUACAAGUACGUGACGGUGUUGGGGGCUGUAUACUUGCGCUUGGUGGGCAAACCUCUGGAGGUUUAUACGCUGCUGGAGCCGCUGCUGAGCGACUACCGAAAGAUUCGCAAGCGCAACGUCAUCGGCUGGGAGAUCACACACGUAGACGAGAUUGCAGACGCUCUACUUAAUGAAGAAUACUAUAUCGACUUGGCUCUUCCUAGAUUGGUGGAGAGAGAGUUGCUGGAGAAGAGCGAUGGAUUGGCGCCGAGAAGGAGUCCGCUCGAAGACGAACUCGACGCUGAUAGCGAUAGUAGCAGUAGUAGUGAGAAGGAGUAG